AUGAAUCGAUACCACCGACUGUCUCGUGAUAUACGGGCAGCGAAGACUACUCACAGGGUCCCGUCCCCUGAAAGCCCUAGACAAAUAGUACAUGAAGAGACUUUGCGGAUUGAGAAAGCAAACUGUUCUGUCAAUGCUACAAACGACUCAAUGAGCAAUGGAUUCGCCUCCUUCAUAAUCCCGAGGGUUCCACUUCCACUGAAACUAGGGCAUGUGCUAGAAAACGAUGAGUUGGCGGAAGAAUUUCGUUUGCUUGAGCAUAGCGCUGUUUCGGUUGGAUACAACACACCCAACUCUCCCACAGUUGAUUUAUUCAGCACCAUACGGUUUCCUUUUCAGCUGAACGAACGUGACGAGUAUCUGCUAUUUCAUUACCGCGCCGUAUUCAACUACACAAACAUACCUGUUAACCCAAAGGUUGAAUGGCUAAGAUUUGCCAUCACCAACGAUGCACUUCUCCAUGUGACGCUCAUUAUUUCGGCUCUUCAUAUUGCACUUAUUCGCGGCAAAACGUUCAGCGUUGAUGCAUUUCGACACCACACCAAAGUCACCAAAGUGAUAAACAAUCGGCUAAAUAACCAAGCAUUAAGGGACACCGACUCCACCAUUCUUGCCAUAUCGUGCCUUGCAUUGCUUGAAAUCCUCAAUGCCUCCCCGCUAGCAGCAAGCGCUCACAUCGUAGCUCUCGAGCAGCUAAUAAACCGUCGGGGCGGACUUGUGGCUUUGGGGCUUGAUGGAAUUGUUCGGAGAAAAGCACUUUGGGCAGAUCUUAGCAGCGCCAUCGCGCGGCACACGGAGCCACGCUUUCCAUAUUCGCCCAACAUCCUAGCCACUACGCUGCCAUCGGACUCUGUUCAAAAUACCGUUGAUCCAUUAAUCGCAAACAUGUGUGCCGAGAUCUCGUCACUGCAAAUAGACCCUUCUGGUACCCGUGGUCUUUCCGCCAUUAUCCAUGAUCUUGAACGGCUAUCCUUGGUCAUCAAAUCCGCCAAUCGCGCUGAUAUCACUGAAAUGGACAGUCUGAAGUUGAGUGACUGCUUUUAUGAUGUCGAACGACGUGCAUAUGACCUGUUUCAAGUUGAUGGUGUACAUCUGAUAAACACGGUACGAUCCGGAUCGAAUGUCCUACUUGACCUGCCCUCUGCAUUAUACACAGCAUGCUGCCUCGCCGGGAUUAUAUACUCCUACGUUGGACUUCGUGAAAUACCUUCGCGAGCCGGGAUCUUCACACCGCUUUUGGCUGACCUGACGCACAUAAUUCAAAAUAUUGAUACACUCGCAGCCUGCACUGCGUACCCAAAACUUUUGUUCUGGGUUCUGAACACUGGGGGUAUAGCUGCUAAAGGGAGAGAAGAGAGGCAUCAAUAUGUGAAAUUUCUUGCCGAUCUCUGCGAAAAGGGAAUGAUUCCGAAUGGUCGGAGAACGGGAGAGCUAGCUAGAGGUCUCAUGCAUGUGACACCCAUGUUUCUGGCAGAGUGUCUCGAUGUUUGGAAUGAGGUUGAAGAGUUGCUGAUUAUGAGGCAUUUGUGUUAUAGUUAA
Metarhizium acridum CQMa 102 is the source of this 1539-nucleotide messenger RNA. RefSeq lists its product as uncharacterized. The record is from RefSeq and is a predicted model, not a curated record. NCBI's taxonomy places the organism in Eukaryota, Fungi, Ascomycota, Sordariomycetes, Hypocreales, Clavicipitaceae.